GGUUAAUGUAGGGCUCAGAAAGCAGUCACGCUCCAAGCCGCUCUGGUCCCAACCGCCCGAGGCAGCGCUCAGCCGAGUCUACUCAUCUUCACGACCUGAGAUCCGCUUCAGUUUCUGUUCAUCCGACACCAAUCGACAUCAACAAAAAUGGCUGGAACUACCGUCCCCACCGCUGAGCAGGUCCUCGUCCCCGAGACCCUCCUUAAGAAGAGAAAGAACCAGGACAAGGUCCGGGAGGAGAAGAUCGCUGCUGCUGCCGCCAAGAAGGCUGCCAACAAGGAGAAGCGCAAGGUCAUCUUCGAGCGUGCUGAGAAGUACGUCAAGGAGUACCGUGAGGAAGAGAAGGAGAAGGUCCGUCUCAACCGUCUGGCUAAGAAGGAGGGCAACUUCUACGUUCCCGCCCAGGCCAAGCUCGUCUUCGUUGUCCGUAUCAAGGGUAUCAACAAGAUUGCUCCCAAGCCCCGCAAGAUCCUCCAGCUCCUCCGUCUCCUCCAGAUCAACAACGGUGUCUUUGUCAAGCUUACCAAGGCCACCGCUGAGAUGCUCCGCAUCGUCGAGCCCUACGUUGCGUACGGUUACCCCAACCUUGCGUCUGUCCGCUCUUUGAUCUACAAGCGCGGAUACGGAAAGGUCCAGCGCCAGAGAAUCGCCCUUACUGACAACGCCAUCAUCGAGGAGGCUCUCGGCAAGUACGGAAUCAUCUGCAUCGAGGAUCUCAUCCACGAGAUCUACACCGUCGGACCCGCUUUCAAGCAGGCCUCGAACUUCUUGUGGCCCUUCAAGCUCUCCAACCCCUCCGGCGGCUGGGGUGUGCGGAGAAAGUUCAAGCACUUCAUCGAGGGUGGAUCUAUCGGUGACAGAGAGGAUAAGAUCAACCAGCUCAUCAAGGCUCAGAACUAAACUCAAAAGUCUUUUUCAUGGUUUAUGUGACGGUUGGAUUUUGUACUUUAUCAUAGCAAAAUAAAAGGAAUAAUAAUAGACAAA
This is a messenger RNA of Myxozyma melibiosi, 984 nucleotides long. Its product is annotated as 60S ribosomal protein L7. Gene Ontology annotation, cellular component: cytosolic large ribosomal subunit. Bases 148 to 900 code for a protein of 250 amino acids. Lineage: Eukaryota; Fungi; Ascomycota; Lipomycetes; Lipomycetales; Lipomycetaceae. The transcript has 3 exons. Gene Ontology annotation, molecular function: structural constituent of ribosome; RNA binding. The record is from RefSeq and is a predicted model, not a curated record. Gene Ontology annotation, biological process: maturation of LSU-rRNA from tricistronic rRNA transcript (SSU-rRNA, 5.8S rRNA, LSU-rRNA).